Molecule: messenger RNA, 4225 nt
Organism: Dicentrarchus labrax (European seabass)
Lineage: Eukaryota; Metazoa; Chordata; Actinopteri; Moronidae
Product: calpain-2 catalytic subunit
Exons: 20
Coding region: 2124-3626 (500 amino acids)
Biological process (GO): proteolysis
Cellular component (GO): cytoplasm
Molecular function (GO): calcium-dependent cysteine-type endopeptidase activity
Source: RefSeq, a predicted model, not a curated record
CCAACGCUCGCCGCUGUCUCUUUUGAUUUCAACUCUCUGGUUGAGGAACCGCGGCGAUGUUUGGGCAGCGUUUAUAGCAGUUAUUGUUAAAAGCGUGGUCAGUAAAUCCAGGACCACAGUACUAACUCUUUAAACUACACGUUAUCUGUUUAUAUUUUGCGAACUAAGUUGAAACGCGAUAUCUGCGAGCUAAAGUGUAACGCUAGCAUCCGGUCAGCAUCGUGCUGACGGGCCUCAGCAGCCACGUGGGGACUGAAAGAUGGACGAGAUGAAAGAUAAAGUGGACUUGAGUCUGAUGUCCCAUUUGCAUGAGUUUAAAGAGUCCUCCGUUGGAUACAUGCAGCCUUGUUCCCCUGCAAGGGCAGAAUGGGUGGAGUCCUGAUGAUGGAAAGUCAAGCCUGAGCUGAACAAAUGUCUGAGCUGCCAUUAAAGAUGCCAGGAAAUACACACCUGCUGACAGAGUGCUCCAGAUUGAACCAGCCGACUUCAUCUUGUGCAGGUUGAGCUGGUUACUGAAGAUUCCUGACAGGAAGUGAUUCAUCUUGUGCGGUGCAGCAGCUACAACUUUAAAAAUGGCUCUUGUGUCAUUCUGCCAGACUGAUCCUGUCCCCUGAAGUUUGCUGUCAGGUGAUUUUUGACAGCUGAACAAAUGUCUGAGCCGCCAUUAAAGAUGCCAGGACAAUGCACCUGCUGACAGAGUGCGUCCGCUCCAGAUUGAAACAGCUGACGGAAGACCCUUCAUCUUGUGCAGAACUGGAACAAGUGAUUGCAGCGACUCUGCUGGAGUGCAUCUCAAGCUACAUGUGAUGGCAAGAGGGACUCAUGGAUACGGUCUGAAGAUGGAUGUCAACCUGGUGAAACGCAUUCACAUAAAGAUUGGUGUCAAAACAGCCUGAAACAAUGGUGUCACUUCCCCUCCACUGACACAAUGGCCAAAUCCAUCAAAAUCGUGUGCCUCUGACCUUCAGUACCUUUUCAAUGCAGCAUGGUUUUUCUGAAUGCAUAACUGACAUCAAACUCGUGCCUCUAUGCUGCUGGAAACUUGCAAUAAGGAGUUAUGGUAGAGAGGAAAAAACUGUCAGUGACAUUUCUGUUUCUACAUGUAUUCACUCAUAAUAAAACAGUUGUGUUGAGCCUGAAAACCAGUCUGCUUUUGUUUUGUACCUGAAGACUUUGGUCAUUUUAUAUUCCUGAUGUCCUCCUUUAUUCUAUGGGAAAUUCAUUUUCUCACUAAUGCAAAAUAUUAAAUGUGUCGUGCUCCUGUUUUUAGUAAGGAUGAAUGUGUAGACAUGACUAAGUGUCUAAAAUGCCUUCAGGACAGCUUUGAAACAUUAUCUUUGAAGAAAACACCGGCUUUAUGUCUAGGUCAUGGAAAAUAAACUCAGCUUUUUGAAUUUGAACACCCUGUGUUUAAUAUCCAUAAUGGCUAGUCAUGGUUACAAGUUUGUAACAUUACAACUUAUCAAUGGCAUGAGACACCACAAAUGCACCAAAUCUGUGCCCAUAGUUGGUAAACAUGUCAACUUACCUUGGAGCAAAGUGUUCAGUUGAGUCUUGGCACAAAACAGUGCUUUGGCUGUAGUAUACCACCUCUAAACAAUAUGUGGCAGAGGACAAACAAAUUUAACCCUUACUCACUAAAUAAUUGUCUUGCAUCAGUUUUGAAGUUUGGUCCAACAUUGCAUUCAGUGAGCUUGUCAUAAAUAAAAGGCUUAAAUGGAUAAAUAGUAACUAAACAUCCACCCUUGACCUAACGCUCCCUCGCUGUUAGUACGUCAUUAUGUCCGAUUUGACAGUUAUCUUUCAACAUGAGCAUCAGCCAUGUUAAUCUCUGCCUACACCCCUUUAUAUUGCAAACAUGUUUUGCUAUUUGCAACCUUUAAUUCUGACUGGGUGUUGACUUAAGUUACUGACUCAUUCAAUAUUUUAUGUAUGCCUGAUAUGCAGUUGAGCUGUAUAAAUUCAUUGCACAAUUUCUUCUUCAGUCAUAUUUUGUUUUUGCUCCACAACAGCUGCCAGAUAACAGGUAAAUUCUGCAUUUGCUGUAACUCUUCUACUUCUACUCUUUGCAUCAAAGUUGCUGUUUAAUCUGGUUUCAGACACCUCUGCCACUGCUCUCCAACAUGACAUCGACCUCUGUGAAGAUGAUUCACUCCCUCUAUGAGGACGGAGGUGAAGGAAGCCCUUCUAACCCUGUGAAAUUUAAAGCUCAAGACUAUAAGCAGCUCAAGGAAACUCUGCUCAAGCAGGGGAAGAAAUUUGAGGAUGAAACUUUCCCAGCAAACCUCAGCUCUCUGGGAAAACUGGAGGAUUUUACAUCAGAGCAGCUCAGUGAGGUGGAGUGGCUUAGACCACAGGACCUUAACCCUGAUGCAUCAUUUGUCGUGGAUGGGGCUUUGAGCCUUGACUUCAAACAAGGAGAUGUUGGCAAUUGUUGGUUUCUUUCUUCUAUUGGAGCGUUGACGCUUCGCAAGUCGUUGAUGGCACGAGUAGUGCCUCCGGAUCAAAGCUUCAAGGAUAACUACGCUGGGAUAUUUCACUUCAAGUUUUGGAGAUUUGGAAAAUGGGUGGAUGUUGUCAUCGAUGACUUUUUGCCAACACGCAAUAAGGUGCCUGUGUCAGUUUCCUCCAGAUCUGAAAAAGAGUUCUGGGCCCCCCUGCUGGAGAAAGCGUAUGCCAAGGUUUGUGGAUCUUAUGGAGACAUGAUCGCUGGCAACCCACCUGAAGCAUUCAAGGACUUCAGUGGGGGUGUGCACAUGAACUACAAGCUGUCCAAAAGCCCAUCCAACCUGUGGGAUGUCAUGGACACGGCUGUCGAGAGCAAAACUAUGAUGGGAUGUGGGACGUUUACAGGGGAAAAAGGGAAAGAGAUUUUCAACAAGUUUGGUCUGGUGGAAGGUCAUGCCUUUGCUGUGACAGGAAUCAUGCAGGUAGCGAGUAAGGGGAACACGGUGAAUCUGGUGAGAAUCUGGAACCCGUGGGGUGAGAAAGAGUGGACCGGAGACUGGAGUGACAAGUCAGAAUUGUGGAAUAGUGUAAGCAGCGAGGACCGUGACCAGUGUCUGAAAGUGCAAAAUGAUGGAGAAUUCUGGAUGAAGAUGGAGGACUUUUGUGUCUAUUAUGAAGAAAUGGACAUCUGCUGCGACAGCCCCAACUUUGUGGAUGGUGAUACUACGUGCCAGUGGAACUGCUCACUGAAAGAAGGCCGCUGGGAGGCUGGAAAAUCUGCUGGUGGCCCCCCUAGUGAAACAGAGAACUUUUGGACAAAUCCACAGUACCGUCUCACAGUGAAGGCAGUGGAGGAGGACGUGAAGGGAGUCAAGAAUGUCUUACUGUCUCUGCUGCAGAAGUCUGAUGAAGAAUAUCGCAGCAAAGUUAAAUAUCACGCCAUUGCGUUCACCAUCUACAAGGUACUGUCAGAGGCACCCAAAGGGCGAUUUCCAUCUUCGCUCUUCUGGGAUAAGGAACCUGUGAAAGUCAGUGAGUUCAGCGAGUCGAGAGAACUAAUCGAGUUUCACAGUUUGGAGCCUGGGGAGUACGUGAUCGUUCCCUGCACGUAUGAACCCAACAAGACCGCAAGCUUCAUCAUCACAGUCUACUCCAAGGCGGAAACUGAGAUGGAGUGAAGACACCUCAGGGACAACAGAUGAAAGAUGGCUCAUUCUUUUCAGGCUGCUGGAGUCAUUCAUAAUAAAAUCCUCAAAGGGCAUUUAUAACCCUCUAGUUGAUGUUUAACUACUUAUUAACACACGCUUUAUAUACACAGUAAUACAUGACAAAUACAUAAUUUACUGGUAAGUCAUAAAUCUGUAUGAAGUCAUCUGUAUUUUAUGAAUUCAUGAUGAUAUAAAUACAGACCAUUUGAUAUUUUGAAUGAUUUAUAUCAAAUAUAAUGAUCUAUAUCCAUGAUUUUGACUUGCCAUGAAACUGCAGUUAAAACAGUUAGCCAACAGAUGACAGUAUCCUCUCUAAAGCUGAUGAACGUGUGCUGUGUCCAUUAUUUUGUCUUUACAGCAUAAAAGGGGAACAACAUCCCAGUACAGUACUAGUUCUGCCUUCCAGCUGUGAGAUGGUCUAUAGGCUACUGCUUAAAUUUAAUUCAACUGUUUAAUGAAAAGCAAGUUUUUCUUUAAAGUUCACUGAGCAAAGGACACAUUUUUGAUGCUAAAAAUCUUGGUUUCUGUUGUCUUACAAAAAAUACUCAAAUAAAAUCAUCUUAUGGAUA